This is a messenger RNA of Manihot esculenta (cassava), 689 nucleotides long. RefSeq lists its product as uncharacterized. Bases 178 to 570 code for a protein of 130 amino acids. The transcript is spliced from 3 exons. Lineage: Eukaryota; Viridiplantae; Streptophyta; Magnoliopsida; Malpighiales; Euphorbiaceae. The record is from RefSeq and is a predicted model, not a curated record. Gene Ontology annotation, molecular function: growth factor activity. Gene Ontology annotation, biological process: regulation of root meristem growth; positive regulation of cell population proliferation; positive regulation of gene expression.
UCUCGAGGGUUCACGCAAAUUUCUCCUAUUCUUUUUGCCUGACUUCAACAUGGGAAAAUCGAAUGCUAGGACCAUUGUUCUUAACUACCUAGCUUUGACUUAAUAUACUCUCUAUAAAUCUCUGACUGUCUGCUUUCAUUUAUUUCACUUUUCUGCUGUCUGAAUCUGAACAGGGAAAUGGCUGCUGCGUCAGCGAGGACGUUUAUAUGUAUUUUUCUAGUUGUUAUGUUCAUUUCUGCAAGUUCCCAGGAAGAUGUUGCUGAUGUUUGGACCGAGAAGGAGAGGGUAUUGUACGGUACCAAAAAUGAAAUUGGUGGAAGGAAAAUGGUUCCCAGCAAAGUUACAGUCAAGAGGGUAGAAAUUGAAGGCAAUGAAACACUUCCAGAGAGCUUAAAAACAUGGAGCACUGAAAAUCAUGCAGUGGCUGAAAAAUCAGGCAACAAUGAGAAGAAGAAGAAGAAAAAUGGUGCUGUGAAUGGAGGAAGUAAGGGAAGCUUUAUUGAGGCUGGUUUUGUAGAUUUAAACGCUGAUUACCAUCCUCCUAGGAAUCACCCUCCUAAAAACAACUGAGGAACCUUUAAUGGUGAUUCUUUUAUAUUGAAUAGUGAAAUUUCGAUUAUUCACUAUAAAUUAAUUUAAUGUAUUUUUAGUAUUGAUUUUUUUUACUAAAUUUCACCACAAAAAUUUUA